This is a messenger RNA of Neodiprion virginianus, 2900 nucleotides long. RefSeq names its product sialin. The record is from RefSeq and is a predicted model, not a curated record. Gene Ontology annotation, molecular function: transmembrane transporter activity. Gene Ontology annotation, cellular component: plasma membrane. The transcript is spliced from 8 exons. The coding region runs from base 408 to 1952 and encodes 514 amino acids. Gene Ontology annotation, biological process: monoatomic anion transport; transmembrane transport. Lineage: Eukaryota; Metazoa; Arthropoda; Insecta; Hymenoptera; Diprionidae.
AGCACCGCUACCAGUCCGUUGACUUUAUACUAACUAACCCGUAGUUCUCUUGGUGCGCACACCGCCACCCACGCAAGAAUUUCAAGUGCAUCGCCGCGUGCCCAUCGUGGUAGGGCACCUUCGACGGGCCAGCUUCUUUAUAAAUAACAAUUUUCACCUAGUGGUUGCUGUUUGCAGACUAUAUUGUUGAACUCAGUAAGCCAGUCGCAAGCGCGAAAGCGUGGCUGAGAGUGUCGAAAAUCAGUUCCGUUGACACUUCAAAAUCAAAUUGUAUUUUGGACAUAAGUGCUUCUCCGUUUUGCAUUUAACAUUUGAAAAGUUUUUCUUUUUUUUUUUUUUGUUAUUAUCUAAUUUGGUUUCCCGGUUUUUUUAAGUAAUUAAUUAGCUGCCAGGAUCGAGUCUUAAGCAUGGCAUCGAAUCGCAGCAUUGCAGAUCGCUUCUCGUGUCGUCAGAUGCUGAAUAUCAUGGUGAUUCUUGGAUUCAUGUUGAACUACACGUUACGUGUCAAUUUGACGAUAGCUAUCGUGGAUAUGGUAUUACCCAGUAACAGCACCAGACAUUCUACCGAAACCAUCGCGGACUCAGGAUGCGCGGGAUCGGUUGAUUUCCAUAAAAAUUUCACAUCUAAUACGAGUCUAAAUGAACUGGGGGACUUACCGAAAAAACAUCAGCCCAUCGAACAAACCAGGUAUCCAUGGAACGAGUACGAAGUAAACAAGAUCUUGGGUAGCUUCUUCUGGGGGUACAUCUGCACCGAAUUGCCUGGUGGUCGGCUUGCGGAAAUCGUUGGUGCCAAAAGGGUGUUUGGGUACAGUAUGCUGACUGCAAGCGCCGUCACGCUUCUCACACCGUUGGCAGCGACACUCGGUUAUCCUGCAGUCGCGGCUCUCAGAGUGAUUCUUGGCUUUAUGCUGGGAGCCACUUGGCCCGCGAUCCAUCCCAUGACUGCAAGAUGGAUACCUCCAAUGGAACGGAGCAAAUUCAUUGCGAAUAUGAUGGCAUCUUCUCUCGGAGCGGCGAUCACGAUGCCGAUAUGUGGGUUCCUGAUUGCUUCGAUUGGCUGGGAGUCGGUCUUCUAUGUUACCGGUGGAAUCAGCUUAAUAUGGAGCAUCGUCUGGUUCUUUGUUGUCUAUGAUUCUCCAGCUCAACACCCUCGCAUCUCAGCAGAGGAACGCCGGUUCAUUGAGGAGUCCAUCGGGACGACUUCCACCUCAAAGCACCUGGCUGUACCGUGGAAGGCGAUGUUGACGUCUGUCCCAGUUUGGGCAAUCAUCGUCACCCACGGAUGCAGUGUUUUCGGCUACUUUACGGUGGUGAAUCAGCUGCCAACUUAUAUGAAAUACAUUCUGGGCUUCGAAAUUAAAAAGAAUGGUCUACUUUCGUCCUUACCUUACCUAGGGAAAUAUUGUUUCGCCGUGUUGACGUCAUCUGCAGCCGAUUAUCUGAGAAGAACUAAUAAGCUUUCAGUGACAGCGAUUCGUAAGAGCUUCACUGCUUUCGCGGUAAUGACUCCUGGACUGCUGAUGAUCGUGCAAGCUUUGAUGGGCUGUGACCGGAUUACUUCUGUGGCGAUAUUUACAGUCGCCCUGACGAUUAACGGCGGAGUAACCGCUGGAUACUUAGGAAAUGGCUUAGACAUUGCCCCGAAUUUUUCCGGGACGAUUUUCGGGUUGGCCAAUACUCUUAGUUCUUUAGGAGGCUUCUUGAGCGCUGAAAUGGUUGGCUCGUUGACUUUCGAGAACCAGUCCUUCCCACAGUGGAGGAUAGUGUUCUGGAUUCUUGCUGCCACCUAUGUGUGCGGUGGUCUGACCUUUACGUUCUUUGGAUCCGGAAAACUUCAGUCUUGGAAUAGCCCAAGGAGCGAUGGAAGUAUCACGGAAAAAGAGCGGGCUCUGGAGAACGGCAAAUCACCCGAAGAGGUCAUUCCUCUGAAAGACAAGACUGAAGUAUGAGCAGGGGGUGACAGGUCGACGACUCAAAUGUCAAGGCACGUAAAGCUGUAUUGGAUAUAAAUUUUUCCUUCCGGUUCAUUGUUGGCUUGGCUCUAACAAUGUGGAAAUCACAGUAUUUUAUUAGGCUACGUGAUACUCGAAGCUCAGCAGGAAACUUACGACAAAAAUUGUUCAGUGACAGUUUUGUGCGGGCACGAAAACUAAGAGGACCUUGAUGCAUGUUAAAUUCUAACAUUAAGGGCGGGGCCAAUCGAUUCAUUGAAAUAACAAAUCUUGAGGGUGAUCUUUGGGGUACAUGAAGAUAUCAACGACGGGCUAUCUUUAUUGACGCAAAUGAUUGAUUGACAAAGGAUGCAGUUGAAUUGAUAUAUCGACGACAGUGAGCAACAUUCUUCUUACUGUAUCUUCAAAGUAACAAAACUUGCAAUCAUAUUCGUGUGUUUUUUCCGCUAUACAGAAAUUGAAACUCAUAGUGACGAUGAAUUUUUCGAGAGCUGCGCAUCGGUCGGAUAGGAAAUUGUUGCUCUGCCGGUAGUUUAAAUAUGAAAAGCGAAAUGAGUCAAAAAAUAAUCGCAUGAAAAUGAUUGAGGAAUUUGCAAAGGAUAUAAGGCGACAUGGAAGAGAUUUCACGUUUUGACCAACACCACUUGCCAAAUUAACUUGUCAGCUGGGGCUAUUCUAAAUAUGUCCCGAAAAACAAUCUGCCAUCAUUAUAAGCACUCGGAAAAGUCUUAAAUUUUAAAUGUACACAAACAUCUAUUGUCAAGCUUGGUAUUUCUUUAUGGUUCUAAACUUUUGAGUAUAACUUUGAAAUUUGGAAUGAAUCGAUCGCAAGGUUUAAGAAGACUGCAUCAACAUUGCAUCAGACGGGGGGUAUAUACGUGAGAACAUUACCAUUUUGUAAAUUGUAUUUUAUCGAAAUAUGUAAAUAAAGAUUUAAGUUUUUUA